Moneuplotes crassus is the source of this 2123-nucleotide messenger RNA. The record is from the annotation of a GenBank genome assembly. Lineage: Eukaryota; Ciliophora; Spirotrichea; Euplotida; Euplotidae.
CUUAAGACCAUGUAUUCUCAAAAAGAGAGAAAUUUUACUGAGGAGUCUUCGAAGAAUACUUCGGAGACUUAUCGUGACAUUUCGGAGGGGGCAUUGUCUUUAUCAAGAAGAAAGAUUAGGAAUUAGUAGCCAAACAUUGGGCUUAGGUGAUAUAAAUUCCAAAUCUAAAAAGAAAAAUGGUUCUUCUAAGUUUAAGCCAGCUGGUAAAAAGCGAGUCUUAGCAUUAAAAGGAGAGCCAAGUCAAGAUUUUAAGAAACUUAUGAAGGAUUUAGCCCAUGGUAUGUUUGACUUUUCCAUAUUCUUAAUAAAUCUUGCCUCAUUUGAUAUUCGAAUAGAAACAGAAGACAUUGAUGCAAAAUAAAAUGGGCAAAAAUAAAUCACUCACUGCUCAAGAAAAACUAAUGGAAGAAUCAGCUAGAAAUAUAAGAACCAAGGGAAAAGUAAAAGACUCUCGUGAUCUUGGAGACUUCGAUCCUCUCCUUCUACUCGAUGUAAUAGAGGAGAAAUAGAAAGGAAAAGCCAAAGAUAAAUUCCAACCAUGUAAAAUCCGCUCUUGUCCACAGUAUUCUCCAAGAAGCGCAGCUAAAGAAAGAUGGCUUGCAGCUCCCCUUAUUCGAACGCCUGAAGGACAAACUAAAAUAAAGAAAAUGCUAAAAAGAAUCAAAAGAGGUACAACUCCAAAGCUCGAGUAGACACGAACCUAGCAGGGAAGAAGAUUAAAUAACUUGAACCAGUUGGAAUUUGAGAAGAAUAAAGGCAAACUUUUUAAGCCAAAAUAUAAGAAAAUGUCUACGAAGAAGAUGCUAAAGAUUGGCGAGAAAGUGGACACCCAAAUUUCAAGCAUUGUUGAUUAUUCUAUAAAAGAGAUGGCAAAGGGGGCUAGGAAGGGCCUAGCCAGAAAAGAUACUAGAUUUAGUGUAAAGGAUGGGGUUCUGAAGCAAUCUGAUCUCAAGUAUUCCUUAAUGAAUACACUUUCAAAGAAAAAGUUAGGCAGUAAGGGGAGAAGUAGUAAGACGAAGUUGUUGCUACUUUCUCUUGAAGAAGAGGAAGAUCAGUUAGCACCAAACUCUGCCUUGAUGCGGACUUUAUCCGCUACUUUCAAAACAUCCAACAUAAGUGCAAAGAAUAAGAACAAUUUGAAGCUAAAUAAUCACAUUAUUAACAAAUGAAUGAACCUUCAAGGGAACUCAACUAACUUAAAACAAAAGCUUGACCACAAAGAAGAAAUCGUUCAUAAAAUCUACGAUGAUUUUCAGAAAUUAGUAGAAUUUAACCGUGAAGUCUGGUAUGAUAAGGACAUGGAUGAACUGUAUGAUGACAUGGUACUUGGACAUUUGAGGGAAGAGCAGUAUAUGCCCAGGGUUAAGCCAUUGAUUUCGUUAAGGGAUUCUGGGAUUUUUGAGAGGAGGGAAGGGCUGAAGAGAGGGAGGAGUGGGAGUAAGGCGGGGAAGAAGGAAGGCAAUGGGUUGAAGAAUAGGAUGGAGAAUAGGAAGUCAGUGGCGGUGGUACAGAUGCCCAAGCUUGCUCAGAGUAGGAAUUUUAAGGAUUUGAAGGAGAUGGAUGGGAAGAAGGAGGGAUGUGAUGAAAAUUUCAAUAUUUUCCAGUCUUCGCAACUUAGUCCAGCCUCAGGGAGGGUGAAUGAUGUUGUAGAGAAGCAAGAGGAAGAUGAGCUGAAUAAAAAGUCCAGAGCUUCCUCUGUUGUUGAAGAGUCUAAAAAGAAGGUUGGAAAAGCUAGUUUUGGAGUAAAGAAAAGUAUUCACAAUUCUCAAGAAAAUAUUUUGCCAUCUUUGGCUAAAGAAGCACAUGAGACUUCUGGACAAAGUUUAAGGAAAAUGCCUAAAAUUGUCAGAAAAAUGCUUGAAAAGAAAAUGAAUAUUGAUUCAGAUUUCAUUAAAAACAUUGAAUUGUAUGAAAAAGGUAGAUCUGAUGCAUCAAUUCCCAAAAUAGGGAACAUUAGUAAAGUUCGAUCAUAUUUUGAGAACCAGUACCGCCAGAAAGAGCUAGUUGUUAACUUCAAAUCAAUGGAUAACUUUGCAAAUGAGGCUGUAAUGGAGUAUAGGAACGCACAAAAGCAUAAAGCACUAGAGAUGAUGAAGAAACUAGGAACUAAUUUCUUAGCUUAG